Messenger RNA from Daldinia caldariorum, 1216 nucleotides. RefSeq names its product glycoside hydrolase family 18 protein. Gene Ontology annotation, biological process: chitin catabolic process; carbohydrate metabolic process. Gene Ontology annotation, cellular component: extracellular region. The coding region runs from base 45 to 1121 and encodes 358 amino acids. Gene Ontology annotation, molecular function: chitin binding; chitinase activity. NCBI's taxonomy places the organism in Eukaryota, Fungi, Ascomycota, Sordariomycetes, Xylariales, Hypoxylaceae. The record is from RefSeq and is a predicted model, not a curated record. The transcript has 5 exons.
GCAUUGUCAUUCACUCACUGGAACGCAUUCAACUCGUCCGCAACAUGCAUAUAUCCCGAGCCGUAACCACCGCAGCCGCCGCGGCGACUCCGCGGUUCGCCAUGUAUUACGACCAGUGGCACACUGCGUCUCCUAGCAAGGAGCAGAUGGCCGGAAUAACGCACGUGAUCACCGCGUUCGCCGGGACCACGCUGUUUACAAGCGACCCGGCCAGUCCUUUCACGCCGUUCGUAGACGCAGCGACGCUCCGCAGCCAGUUCCCCGAAGGAACCAAGGUAUGCGUGGCGAUUGGCGGAUGGGGCGAUAGUUCUGGGUUCUCCGUCGGCCAAAAGGACGACGCGUCGAGGAAGACGUAUGCGAAGGGCGUCGCCGCGAUGCUGGAAAGUCACGGCUACGACUGCGUAGAUGUUGAUUGGGAAUACCCCGGUGGCAACGGCGAGGAUUAUAAGCGGAACCCCAAUUCAGGCAAGGUCGACGAGAUCGCCAACUACGCCUUACUGCUCCAAGAGAUCAAGUCAGCAAUCGGCGAUAAGGAACUCUCCAUCGCUGUUCCUGGGCUCGAGAGGGACAUGAUUGCCUUCACACCCGAGCAAGUGCCCAAGAUCAACGCCGCAGUCGACGUCGUCAAUGUCAUGUCAUACGACUUGAUGAACAGGCGCGACACCCAGACGACGCACCACACCUCAGUCAAAGCGUCCCUCGCCACCAUCGACAAGUACAUCUCUCUGGGCAUGGACGCAUCGAAGCUCAACCUAGGCUUCGCCUUCUACGCGAAGUACUUCGUGACGCAAGGGGAAUGCGCGCAGCCAAUCGGGUGUCCGACGGUCGAGCUGGAGGACGCGAACGGCGGGGACACGGGCAAGUCGGGCGCGGUGACGUUUCUCGAGGGCCCGCCCGUGCUGUCGAGCGGGAAGGCGGACGAGGAGGAGGGCGGCCAGUGGUACUGGGACCCGGCCGAGAGCAAGUUCUGGACAUGGGACACCCCGGAGUUCAUCGCGCAGAAGUUCGAGAAGAUCGUUAAGGCGAGGGGGCUGGGUGGCGUCAUGGCUUGGAGCUUGGGCGAGGAUUCUGCAGAUUGGACAUACGUCAAAGCUAUCCAGGCUGGUUUAGCUACGCUAUAAGCGGUUAACCUUAUGCUGCGUGUUUUAUAGAGAGGGUUUGUUUUUGAUACCAUUUUUUGUAACAUACAUCAUUUCAACUGAGACAUUGAGUCUUG